GUAUACUGUUAUGUGAAGACGUUGACAAUGGUCAUAUCACUGAGAACUACCACAAGGGGCGACAGGUGAUCACUGUCACAGGUACUGAGAUACUGGAACAUUUGAUGAACCAAGAAUGGUUGAUGGCACCAUUGGAUAUCGCCAGAAUGCACCAAAGCCAUCAAUUUAAAAAAGAACCCCCCACCCCAACCCCGGACCCCUCCCCCAGUGCUCGCAUUUGUAUUUUCAGGAAUUUUCACGAAAGUCCGCAUUCAUCUCUAAUGCCAACACCUACUGAGUGCCUCUCGCCAUGGGCAUUUCCAGAGUUUGAGAGAGUCCAAUUCCCUUAAAGAAGACUGCCAAAGAUCAGACCACCAUGGUCCCUACCUGCAGUUGCCACCAAGCUCACAUUGCAUCCAUGCUCCCUCCCAUAGGUGGUUACCCCAUGGGGUGGGGGACCUUAGUUUUCUCUUUGAGCUGUGCCCAGCUGAGCUCCAUGGGUGCCAGGACCUGUUUGCCAUGGAUAACCCUUGAGAACUUAGAUCCUCAGAUCAGUGGGGUACACAAACCCCCUCACCGUGAUAAAGUGAUGUAGUAUAAAGACAGCUUAAAGAAAAUGAAUGUGGGAAGGUGUUGCCAGGAGAUUUAACACACUAUGUGGUUCCUGAUGUGGGAGUGGUAGUUGACUACCAGGAGAUCUUGGAGAUUAGGGAGCUGCAGGGGAUCGUCUUUACCCAGACAGCCUGUCAAGCUGUCCAUCACUGUAAAGGACGCAGGCCAAGAAUCUUAUGAAUGUCAACUGCUCCACACGUUGCGCAAGCUGUGCGAUUACAUUGCCCCUCCUAGAAUCAAUGUGAGAACCGCUUGGAUAGUUGGCUAACCUUUCCAGACAAUAUAACCGUCUACGAAACCUGCUGAAAGAUCCCCGACAUGACUGUGUUCUGUUUGCUAAUGAAUUUCAAGAGUUUUCCUUCUGUCUGCGGGACAAUGGGGAGAGUCACGAACAGUGGCAGACCAGGUGUGUUUACUCUGCAGCAGUAUGGUACUAUAACCACCUAGCUGGUAUGAUGGAUAUAGUGAUGAUCACGGAAGACCCGGAUGUCAUUGCUCAGUACACCAACCUCCACUCUGGAGUGUAUGUCAUCUCUGUUCAGGAAUAUUUACAAAACUUCUGGUCAGCGCUCGAGGGCGCUCGUGAAUUGUACAGUUCCAUUUGCCAGGCCCGACAGGAAAAAGAGAGUGAAGUCACAGAGAGAGAGUUUGCUGACCACCUACCAGCUGAAGUCCUGGAGGCUGGUAUCAAGUCUGGACGCUACAUUCAGGGAACUCUGAAUGUUAACAAGCACAGAGCACAAACAGAAGCUUCUGUCAGAAUAGAGGGUCUCUCCAAUAAAAAUACAGUAGAGCUGACCAGCGAGGUGUUGGUAUAUGGAAAUAAGAGUCGUAACAGGGCUGUGCAUGGCGACAUGGUCGUCGUAGAGCUGUUGCCAAAGAGUGAAUGGAGGGGGAAGGUUAGUGCCCUGACAAAAGGACAAUUGGAGGAGAAAAAUGCUCAGGACAUUCAAAGUAAACCUAUGCCUACAGGGAAUGUUGUCGGGAUCCUACAGAGGAAUUGGAGAGACUAUGUGGUAACAUUCCCCACCCAGGAGAGCACACAAUCCCAGAGCAGGAACUCUCAGCGCAUCCUAACUGUACCUUGGGACUAUCGCAUCCCGAAGAUCCGCAUUAACACACAGCAGGCUGAAGCUUUGCAGGACCACAGAGUGGUGGUGCGCAUUGACUCAUGGGAAAACACAUCACUGUAUCCUAAUGGACACAAUGUGAGGGUUCUGGGUCGAGCUGGUGAUCUUGAGACCGAAAUACAGACCAUCCUUAUCGAGAACUCCAUCAAUGUCCCUCCCUUCUCUGAUGCACAGCUGAAAGAGAUGCCGAUGAAUUCUCCCGAGAAGCCCUGGAAGGUGGAUCCUUCUGAGGUGAUUGAACGACGAGACCUGAGAGAGAGUCACCUGGUGUUCAGCAUUGACCCAGUGGACUGCGAGGAUGUUGAUGACGCACUGUCUGUGCGCAGCCUCGCAGGUGGAAAGGUGGUGGAACUUGGGGUCCACAUUGCAGAUGUUACACACUUUGUUUCUGAAGGCUCGCUCACUGACUUAGAAGCACGUGCAAGGGCUACAACUUACUACCUUGCAGACCGCAGGUAUGACAUGUUGCCAGCAAAUCUCAGUGCAGAUCUCUGCUCUCUGUUGGGAGGAGUAGACAGGUAUGCAAUGAGCGUGCUGUGGCAGCUUGACGCACACACCCUCGCCGUUAACAAUGUGUGGUAUGGUCGCACAAUCAUCCGCUCCUCUUACCAGCUACACUACGAGCUAGCUCAGGCCCUCCUCAGUGGCGAGCAUGCCGAGGUACCGGAGCUGACCAAUUUUAGCCCUUCCGAGACAGACUCCAAGUUGGCUCAGCUCACCCAGGCUCUGGAGAUACUCACCCAUGUGGCAAGACACCUCCGGGUCCAGCGAGAUCGAGGCGGUGCAUUGGAACUGGAAGGGGUGGAGGUGCGUGCACAGCUGGACAACGAAAAGAACAUCACUGCUCUGGUCCCACGCCAACCCCUCGAAAUCCACGAGACGGUGGCCGAGUGCAUGAUCUAUGCUAACCACUGGGUGGCACGCAAGAUCCAGGAGACCUUUCCUCAUCAGGCUCUGCUUCGUCAUCACCCACUACCACGACAGGAGUUCUUCACCCUUCUGGUGGACAGCGCCAAGUCCAGAGGCUUCACCAUCGAUACCGGGUCCAAUAAAGCUUUGGCUGACUCUCUGGACCGGGCUGUGGACCCACAGGACCCAUUGCUGAACAGGGUGCUGAGGAUGAUGGCCACCCAAGCCAUGUCUCAGGCACUAUAUUUCUCGACCGGUGCUAUUUCCGAAGACCAGUACUACCACUAUGGUUUGGCUCUGGACCGCUACACACACUUCACAUCACCCAUUCGUCGCUAUGCCGACAUAAUGGUCCAUCGCCUUCUGACAGCGGCCAUUGGUGUGGAGAAGGGGCAGAGCCCUGCUAAGGCACUAGCCACUAACAAAGAACUAGAUGAAUUGGCUCAUCAUAUCAACAAAAAGAACAGGGCAGCCCAGCGGGUACAAAAGGCGUCCACAGAGUUGUUCCAGUGUCUGUAUUUUAAAGAAAGAGACCCUCACACAGGCCAGUACUGCGUGGCCGAUGCUGUCAUUUACGCCAUCCGAGACAACGGUGUGUUGGCCUUUGUUCCGCUGUACGGCAUGAAGGGGCCCGUGUACAUGAAGAGCCGAGAGGGCCGGGUGCUCUCUGCAGGACAGGACGGCCCCUGCGAGUGGCAGAGCGGGUCUAUACGCUGCUAUUCGGACCGCAUCGUGACCACCUCCCUCAUUGGAACUACCACCUUCACACUGUUCAGCCACAUCACUGUUCGAAUUUGCGUGCAUUCGUCAUGGUGUCAUGCUGACAGUGUCAACCUUGAGCUUGUCAGCAACAGGCCACACCAGGGCGUUACACCACACCAGACUCCGUCGCAUGACCGCAGCCAACUGGUCCAAGAGGUGGUGCGCUUAGCUGAGGAAGCGACCCAGCAGGCUCAGGUGAAGGCGGGCUGGCAGCACAAACUCUCCAAAGAGGAGCAAGAGUUUUGCCAAACCAAAAGCCCAAACUUGUAUUUACUCCUGGAGGAGAUUCGAGAGCUUUCACUGAUGGGCCUGGAAUAUGCCACCAAGGCCUAAAGACUGUCAUGGACUCUGAUAGUUAAUUGAAGUAAUGAAUACAUAGUUUUCCCACAAUAUUUUUAACCGGAAGACAAAGUAUUUUAAACCUGUUCACUUUAGGUAUGAGUGACACAUUGAUCAGGGCAUGAUUUGGUAGUAUGAGAUGCAUUACAAUGUUCCCCCAUUAUUCGGGAGGGUUAUGUUCCUUACACCUGUGGAAAUCACAAAGUUCUGUUAACAAUGGAUGCACUAUUAAUAUACCUAUGCAUGAUAUGUA
Syngnathoides biaculeatus (alligator pipefish) is the source of this 3984-nucleotide messenger RNA. It is a transcript of the gene dis3l, whose product is annotated as DIS3 like exosome 3'-5' exoribonuclease. The coding region runs from base 1044 to 3725 and encodes 893 amino acids. NCBI's taxonomy places the organism in Eukaryota, Metazoa, Chordata, Actinopteri, Syngnathiformes, Syngnathidae. The record is from RefSeq and is a predicted model, not a curated record. Gene Ontology annotation, biological process: rRNA catabolic process. The transcript has 22 exons. Gene Ontology annotation, molecular function: 3'-5'-RNA exonuclease activity; RNA binding. Gene Ontology annotation, cellular component: cytoplasmic exosome (RNase complex).